Xiphophorus couchianus (Monterrey platyfish) is the source of this 2024-nucleotide messenger RNA. RefSeq names its product RNA-binding Raly-like protein. NCBI's taxonomy places the organism in Eukaryota, Metazoa, Chordata, Actinopteri, Cyprinodontiformes, Poeciliidae. The coding region runs from base 1076 to 1954 and encodes 292 amino acids. The transcript is spliced from 9 exons. Gene Ontology annotation, cellular component: nucleus. Gene Ontology annotation, molecular function: RNA binding. The record is from RefSeq and is a predicted model, not a curated record.
UUUUUUUUUUUGCUCCCCCGUACUUUUGUAAUAAGCCAAGCCUUUAUAGGAGAGCAUUCGGCAUCAUCAGCUGUUCCAGGUUGGACUCUCAUUGCUGGAAGUCGGAGCUGAAGGAGUCACAUGACAGAACUGGAGGCAGGGAGCUAGAGAGAGGAAAAGGCUCAGCAUUCCGCCUCGCACCGCCAUACUGUAGCCUCUUUUGAGCCAUUUCACAUUUUUAUUGCAACAUUUUACUCCCGCUCGGUGAGUACACUUCCACUGGCUAUUUUUUUUUUUCUGUUUUUCUAAACAAACAUAUUUUUUGGUCUUCUAAAUUCACCCCCUUCUUUUUCUUUUUUUUUUUUUUCCUUUUUUUGGGUUGUUUUUCCUCCUUUUGCUGGUGUUUGAAUUGAGCAUUUGCCGUGCUGGUUUCAAGCGUUGCCCCCCCACACCUCUACAGUCAGUCCAUCCAGGCUUCAAGUUUUCAGCAUGCGGUGAUUCAGAUCGAGAGGGUAUAAAUUGAAAGAAAAGAAAGGAAACGAGUGCGUUAUCGGUCUCUGAGAAAGCAUCUCACUUUGCUUGCAGUUUUGCAGAAACCGAGCAGAUUUGAUCAGUACAGAGAUUUUUCUUUUUCCUGCGCAUUUACUGGUGGGUUUUGGGACAUUUUUUUUUAUUAUUUUGAUUUUUUUUUGUUGUUGUUUUCUGUCGACUUUUGCUGUGGCUUUGGUUUGCAUUUUGGCAGUGUGGUUUGUGAUUUUGAUGAAUCUCACCGGUGAAACCUCUCGCUUUUACUUUGUUGCUCUUUUCUUUAUCUUUUACCAAAAAAAAGAAACAAGGCAAUCCUUUUUAAAUCCCCGCUCUGGCGUUUUAACCUGACACUUUUCUUGCAGCUGAGCUCACAGGUUUGUGCUUUUUGUUUUAUCUCUUUUUUCCCCCCUAUUUCCUGUUGUACUCUUGCAGAUGGCAGUGUCAAGUAUUUUUGGAUGUAAUUUUUUCUUACUAGAUUCUUGGGAGAGUUCAAUGCGUUUUUCUUGCUUUCUAUUUCAACGAGGAUGAACAGACAUUUUCCCACUUGCAGGAGGGCAACUGGAGGAGAAUGACUGGUAAAACCCAGACCAGCAACGUGACCAAUAAGAAUGAUCCUCGUUCCCUCAACUCCAGAGUCUUCAUCGGGAACCUCAACACAGCCAUCGUUAAGAAGACCGACAUAGAGGUCAUCUUCGCCAAGUACGGCAAGAUAGUGGGUUGCUCUGUGCAUAAAGGUUACGCGUUUGUACAGUACAUAAACGAAAGAAACGCCCGGGCCGCCGUGGCAGGAGAAAACGCCCGGAUCAUUGCUGGACAGCCUCUAGACAUAAACAUGGCGGGCGAGCCCAAGCCUUACAGGCCCAAAGGCGGCUCUAAGCGGCCGCUCUCAGCUGUUUACAGUGGUUACGAGUUUGAUUACGAAUACUACAGGGAUGAUUUCUACAGCAGGCUUUUCGAUUACCACGGCAGAGUGGCCCCCCCACCCAGAGCUGUGAUCCCUCUGAAACGCUCCAGGGUCCUCGCUCCUUCCUCUCGCCGUGGGAAGACUUCCUUCCCUGUCAAAACAUCCUCCUCUUCUUCCUCUUCAUCCUCCAGACCUCCAACAUCAUCCUCCUCCUCAGGUGUCAAAUUGAAGACGGACCAGCUCCAGACCAUUAAACGAGAGCUCACCCAGAUCAAAAUGAAGAUCGACUCUUUACUGGGACGCCUGGAGAAGAUUGAGAAGCAGCAGAGGACAGAAUCCGAGGCUCAAAGAAAAUACGAAGACAACUGCGACUCCCUGCAUGAGGAGUCUGUGUCGGAGACAGCGGAAAACUCUGGGGAGGAGGCAGGCGAGGGGGCGCUGGACGUGGAGGCGGGCGAGAUGACCGAUGGAGGGGAGGACGACUACGACGAGGAGGGCAGCCACCAUCUGAUAGAGAACCACGUAUCGGACAUCGACAACUGAGAUAAGGGCAAAGAAGCGAGCUCUCCUGGUUGUAGGUUUUAGAUUUCAUCAUCACCUUCGAGAGGCAGAA